This is a messenger RNA of Sphaeramia orbicularis (orbiculate cardinalfish), 7865 nucleotides long. RefSeq names its product mitogen-activated protein kinase kinase kinase kinase 4-like. Bases 241 to 4824 code for a protein of 1527 amino acids. Gene Ontology annotation, biological process: protein phosphorylation. Gene Ontology annotation, cellular component: cytosol. Gene Ontology annotation, molecular function: protein kinase activity; ATP binding. The transcript has 32 exons. The record is from RefSeq and is a predicted model, not a curated record. Lineage: Eukaryota; Metazoa; Chordata; Actinopteri; Kurtiformes; Apogonidae.
GAGAGACACCGACACGGACAGGGGGAGAGAGAGGCACCGCUCCGGCACUGGGUCGGUAUGUAGCAGCAGCAGCGGAGCUUCAGUCUGGGAUUAUAAAGAGGGAAAAACGCGCCUUGAACUGAAAAUAACACCGGCUGGAUUAAAAAUAAAACCACCCGACGAUGAAACACACACCGUCCGCUUGAAGGAGAAUUAAAAACACGCCGUCAUUCACUCAUUUAUAACCGUUUUUUUACGAAAAUGGCGAACGACUCUCCGGCUAAAAGUCUGGUGGAUAUAGACCUAGCAUCCCUGCGGGAUCCUGCUGGGAUUUUCGAGCUGGUGGAAGUGGUCGGAAAUGGCACCUACGGACAGGUCUACAAGGGUCGACAUGUCAAGACAGGACAGCUGGCGGCCAUCAAGGUCAUGGAUGUCACAGAGGAUGAGGAGGAAGAAAUUAAGCUGGAGAUCAACAUGCUGAAGAAGUACUCCCAUCACAGAAACAUAGCCACCUACUAUGGAGCCUUCAUCAAGAAAAGUCCACCAGGCCAUGACGACCAGCUUUGGCUGGUUAUGGAGUUCUGCGGUGCUGGAUCCAUCACAGACCUGGUGAAGAACACCAAAGGAAACUCCCUGAAGGAGGACUGGAUCGCCUACAUCUCCAGAGAGAUCCUUAGGGGAUUGGCUCACCUGCACGCCCAUCAUGUCAUCCAUCGUGACAUCAAAGGGCAAAACGUGCUGCUGACUGAAAACGCUGAGGUCAAACUCGUGGACUUUGGUGUGAGUGCUCAGCUGGACCGGACCGUCGGUCGAAGGAACACCUUUAUCGGUACGCCGUAUUGGAUGGCACCAGAGGUCAUCGCUUGUGAUGAAAACCCAGAUGCUACCUAUGACUACAGGAGUGACCUGUGGUCUUGUGGAAUCACGGCUAUAGAGAUGGCUGAGGGAGCUCCCCCUCUUUGUGAUAUGCACCCAAUGAGAGCCCUCUUCCUUAUUCCCAGAAACCCCCCUCCUCGACUCAAGUCCAAAAAAUGGUCUAAAAAGUUCUUCAGCUUCAUCGAGGGCUGCCUGGUGAAGAACUACACUCAGCGCCCCCCCACUGAGCAGCUGCUAAAACACCCCUUCAUCCGGGACCAGCCCAAUGAGAGGCAGGUCCGCAUCCAGCUCAAAGACCACAUUGACCGGACCAAGAAGAAGAGGGGAGAAAAGGAUGAAACUGAAUAUGAAUAUAGUGGCAGUGAAGAAGAAGAGGAGGAAUCAUCUGAGCAGGAAGGAGAACCAAGUUCCAUAGUCAACGUGCCGGGUGAGUCCACUUUACGCCGUGACUUCAUUCGGCUGCAGCAGGAGAACAAGGAGCGAUCGGAGGCGCUACGCCGCCAGCAGCUCCUGCAGGAGCAGCAGCUCCGGGAGCAGGAGGAAUACAAGCGCCAACUACUGGCUGAGAGACAGAAGCGUAUCGAGCAGCAGAAGGAGCAGAGGAGACGGCUGGAGGAGCAACAACGGCGUGAACGUGAGAUGAGGAGGCAGCAGGAGCGUGAGCAGCGACGCCGCGAGCAGGAAGAGAAGAGACGCAUCGAGGAGAUGGAGCGACGUCGCAAAGAGGAGGAGGAGCGUAGGAGGGCCGAGGAGGAAAAGAGGAGGGCUGAUCGAGAACAGGAGUAUAUUCGGCGUCAGUUGGAGGAGGAGCAGAGGCACCUGGAGAUCCUGCAGCAGCAGCUGCUCCAUGAACAGGCCAUGCUACUGGAGUAUAAAUGGCGGGAGCUGGAGGAGCAGCGACAAGCACAGAAGCUCCAGAGACAGCUGCAGCAGGAGCAGGCCUACCUGUUGUCACUCCAGCAAAACCCAAACCUGAACAGUAACAAACCAGGCCAGCAGCAGAGCACCCAACCCCCACAGAACCUGGAGCCUGACAGGGUGAAGCCCCCACAGAGUCCUGAAGGGGAUCCAGCAAAGCCGCUGCAGAACACUGACUCUGAGCGGACUCGGUCCACUCAGAAUCACAGUCUGGAGAAAACCGCAGACAGUGAGCUCCAAGGCCCCGCCCCUGACUCUGAACCAAUCAGAGAGGCUGAUGAGCGGUACCGCAAGAACAUCCAGGGUUCUCCUCAGGCAGCUCAGACCAAACCACAGCAGCCUCCGGUGCCGCCACGCUCCGAGUCUUCCUACCCCAAUGGGAACUCAUCUUCUGAUGCGCCGGCCAUGCAUCGGCCAGUGGAACCACAGGUCCGUUCACAUCUGGCUGCUUUAAAGAGCAGCUGCAGCGUGGCGUCGUCCUCGUCCUCCUCUUCCACUCCGCCCGCUGUUGCGCGCUCGCACUCCUUCAGCGAGCCGCUCGCCCUUAGUUUUGAAAAUCUGCACCUUCGCAACAGCCAGGAACCCCACCACCAGCACCAUCACCCUCCAUCUUCAUCACCAUCCUCCUCAUCAUCUACGCCUGCACGCACUGACCCACAGCCCCACCCCCAUCCUAGACCCCUGCCCCAUGAACCGGCCCCUUCAGAGGAGGUCCCACCCAGGGUUCCUGUCAGGACUACAUCCAGGUCACCAGUGUUGUCGAGGCGAGAUUCGCCUCAUCACCAAGGCAACGCCUCACAUAGCAGCCACGCAGGACACCGCAAUGCUCCCAGCACAGCAGAGCCUCGGCUGCUGUGGGAGCGAGUGGAGAAACUGGUUCCCAGAUCGACCAGUAACACCGGCAGCGGAGGCUCCAGUUCCUCCAGCAGCUCCAGUAACUCCAGUUCCCAGACUGGUUCUCACUGCGGGUCUGGAGAGCGGUUCAGGGCCCGCUCCUCUUCCAAAUCGGAGGGCUCACCCCUCCAGCGGCCAGAGAAUGCUGGGAAAAAGCCUGAGGAGAGGAGGGACUUGGUCAGGCCGAGCAGACCGGCGGACCUGACGGCUCUGGCCAAGGAGCUGCGUGCCGUAGACGACGUUCGUCCCCCAAACAAGGUGACGGAUUACUCCUCGUCCAGUGAAGAGUCGGACACCACAGACGAAGACGACGAUGAAGAGGUGGACCAGGAAGCAGGCGAGGAGUCCACUUCUGGCCCAGAAGAUUCCAGAGCGGUCUCUUCCAGGCUGAGUAACGGAGAGACAGAGUCUGUGAAAACUAUGAUUGUUCACGAUGAAGGCGAGAACGACGCAGGCUCCACGCCCUGCAAAGACAGCACGUUGAUCGUCAGACAGAAUAGUCACUGUAGUUUACCCUUCACUCUAGCUAACACCUUCCCUUCCCCAGAGCUCAUCAGAAACACAUCUAGACCCAAAGUCGUCUACCCCUCUUUCUACUUCCAGAGUGCAGGUGACAAAAAGCGGCCCUCUGCGGGCCCCGGCCCAACUCCCACACCGGUCCUGUUAGCAGGCUUCCCCCCAAGCCCCGGCUCAGUGCCGGGCCUCAGCCAUCACACCCCCAGCCCCCACCAUCAUCACCACCUCCACCACCAUCACCCCUCACAGCACGCAGACAGGAACGGCUUUGCCGGCCGCAUCCACCACCUUCCAGAUCUGAUCCAGCAGAGCCACCAUUCCUCCCCAUCCUCCUCUGCAUCCAACUCCCCCUCCUCCUCCAGCCUCACCAGCCCCUCCAUGUCCCCACAGAGCCCCCUGGACAAGCUCGUCAUCCUCACAGAGAGUCAAUCUAGUAACAACAUGCAGAAACACAAGUCUUCUUCCUCCUUCACACCAUUCAUUGACCCACGCCUUCUUCAAGUUUCUCCAUCCACCGGCAGCGCCCUCAACAAUGUCGCCCUUCCCUUUGACCUUUUAGGUUAUGCGAACGACGCCCGGUUGGCAGAGGCAUUGAGGGCCGACCCAUCCCGGAAGGGCUCCGUGGUGAACGUGAACCCGGUCAACACUCGCCCACAGAGCGACACGCCAGAGAUUCGCAAAUACAAGAAGAGGUUCAACUCUGAAAUCCUGUGUGCUGCACUCUGGGGGGUGAACCUGUUGGUGGGAACAGAGAGUGGUUUGAUGCUGCUGGAUCGCAGUGGUCAGGGAAAAGUUUACCCUCUGAUCAACCGACGGCGCUUUCAGCAGAUGGAUGUCCUGGAGGGGCUUAAUGUUCUCGUCACUAUAUCAGGUAAGAAGAACAAGCUGCGUGUGUACUACCUGUCCUGGCUGAGGAACAAGAUCCUCCAUAAUGACCCAGAAGUGGAGAAGAAACAAGGCUGGACCACCGUAGGAGACCUGGAGGGAUGUGUGCACUACAAAGUUGUGAAAUAUGAAAGGAUUAAAUUUUUGGUUCUGGCCCUGAAGAAUUCAGUGGAGGUCUACGCCUGGGCCCCCAAGCCCUAUCACAAAUUCAUGGCCUUCAAGUCGUUCGGUGAUCUGGUCCAUAAACCCCUGCUGGUCGACCUGACUGUGGAGGAAGGACAGAGGUUAAAGGUCAUCUACGGCUCCUGCUCAGGCUUCCACGCUGUAGAUGUCGACUCCGGGGCUGUUUAUGACAUCUACCUUCCCACACAUAUCCAGACUAAUAUCCAGUCUCAUGCCAUCAUCAUCCUCCCCAACACUGAUGGUAUUGAGCUGCUGGUGUGCUAUGAGGACGAAGGUGUGUACGUCAACACCUAUGGGCGUAUCACCAAGGACGUGGUGCUGCAGUGGGGCGAGAUGCCCACCUCAGUGGCCUACAUUCGUUCCAACCAGAUCAUGGGUUGGGGAGAGAAGGCCAUAGAGAUCCGCUCCGUGGAGACCGGCCACCUGGACGGUGUCUUCAUGCACAAGAGAGCCCAGAGACUCAAGUUCCUCUGUGAAAGAAAUGACAAGGUGUUCUUCGCCUCUGUUCGGUCCGGAGGCUCCAGUCAGGUCUACUUCAUGACUCUAGGCCGAAGCAACCUGCUUAGCUGGUAGAGGUCCACGCCGCACCCUCUUCCUCCUCCUCCUCCUCCUCCUUCUCCGCUUCCUCCUCCUCCUCCUCAUAGCCCUCCACCCUCGCUAACACUGGAUCUCAGAACCCACCGCCGAUGUCCUGUCAGCCAAACAAAAGACCACGAGUCAACAACCAGUAGACGACAACAAUGACUUCACCUUUUCUGCAGAGCUGCGUUUGAGCUUCCGGGCCGGCUGUGAUGCAGUCACAUUGUCGUCGCGCCUCGAAAUAAACCGAGGCGGAAAAUGAAAUUAGUUAAGAAAUGAAAAGAAAUUCAAUUAAAUGUGAAUCAACGAAAAGGGGGGUAAACAGCCUUGUGUCUCCCCCUUUGUUUUCUUGGUGCUCGACAAUUGUGAUGGGAUCGAUUUUUGUACCUCUGCAUCAUUUCUGUGCUCUUGGGCUGGCCAGUAAGCUUGUGGUUCAAACUAGUAGUACUGCUACCACUAAUAUUACUACUACUGCUACUACCUUCUGCAGGUCUGCCUCCUUUCAGAGAUUUCCCACUCUGCUCCGCCCUCGCAGCCUCUCUUAUGAGCGAUUCCUGGGGCUUGUGGGGUCGGAGUCUGUUGUAUUAAUGCUACAGUAGUGUGUGUAAAUGUACUUCUGUUUGGUCCAAUUACUGCUGACGUGUAUGUUAGAGGUCGAGACUGUCUGUUGGGGUGAAAAUUGGAAAAGCCCCGGAGCUGAUGGGACUUAAGGCGGGAGUUAUGGAUAAAGUUUUUACUGUAAGUCUGUCUGAUGAGACUUAACAGAGGCGUCAUUGAAGUGUGGUGUCAUUCGGACAGGGGUGAUAGAGAACGAGAUGCUGAAGCAGAUGGGUUUCAGGAUAGUAUUUUUUGAAUUAUUACUAUUAUUAUUAAUAUUCCUUGAAGAUAAGUGUAAUUAUGUGGAGUUUAACAUGUCUUUUACCUUGUUUUUUAAGAUUUACGCACAUCAACCCACAGUCCACAGUUUGCUUGCUUUUACUCUGAACUCACAGAAGUGCGAGGUGUGUUUGUCAAAGAAAAAAAGUGAUGUGGGUGUAGUCCAAAAAAAAUGAAUAAAUAAAGGUGUCUGUGUAUAAUAAAUGUUCAUUUAAUCUUCUGGAUAGUGUCAGCAGUCAUGGUUUUUCUCCAAACUCGAGAACCUGCACUCAUUUGGAGGGUCGGUGGUCGGCCGUCGGCUCAAAGAUCUGCUGUGAAUAGUCAGAUGUAAGAAGAAAAAAAGAGAAGAUGACAAAGUGGUAAAGGAGAAAGUUCAGUAUGUGUGUGUGUGCGGAGCAUGAGGGGGGGUUCAGUGUGAUCAAUGAACCGGAUUUCAGUAGCAGAGAGGUUAACACGUGGUCAGCAGGUGUGUUUCAGUAAAGGAGUUUUCUAUCUUCACUUUCCUUAUUUCAGACCAUUUCAUUUGUCAUUAGUAUGAAUGCAACGCACUAAGUGUCAAGAAUGUAGACAGACUUAUUACUGUGUGGUGGUCCAAGGCAUGAGAUAAUGUUUUUUUGCUUUGUAACUUGUCACAAGUGAUCAAUCCUAGGUGUUCAAUUUCAAGUUAAGACGAUUGAAAGCUGCAGCAGUGGAGCCUCUACGUCAGGUGUAGAUAUUUUCCUCGGGGCUGUUCUGUAUUUGUUUUGCAGCUUUUUCCCACAGCUGUGAGUUAUCUGUAUGGAAAACAAUGUGUCCGAGCUGAGGGGGGGGUUCACUGGUGUCCUUCGCUAACUUUGUCUGAGCAAUCUUUUCCAUCAAACAAGGACGCAAACCUGAUCGAUUCAACAUUCAGACUCUGGACUUUAGUCUUACUGUGAUUAAAAGCACAGAGCAGGACUUUCCUCACUCAGCUGUGUGUGAAGAAACUGAAGACAGAAACCCACUUUGUCGGGAAGGAAUCUUUUUUUUUUCUCUCUCUCUCUCCCUCUCUUAUUUGUUUCCCCCAUCUUCCUGCUAAGUGGUUAUUUAAGUUAUCUGUAUAUGUGAAAGACUGAGCAGCAAACUGCAGCAGGGAUCUCCCACAGACCAUCUGCCUCGCCGGAUUUUCCUCUGUUUCCACGGCAACUCUGACAGACUGCACGUUAUCCACUCAAAUAAAGGGGUCAAACAAAGGAGAGUCCAGUCUGUGCUCUGACUUCAUGUCCAAACAUGCCUUCGUCAAGUCGCAAACAAGUUUACCUUGGAGCGUGUUUUUUCCCCCCUGAUCAAAACAGUCCCGCAGUACGAGCAGGGUUGAUGUUGAACAGGGGUCACGCAGGGUCACAAACAUCCCCCCUCCUCAAACUGAGGAGCCAUGUGGGUCCCAAUGCUGUGUUGUCUGUCUGUAUGUCAGUGCUGUGUCUAUUAUAGCGUCAAGGCCUUGAUGAGCGGCUCUAUUGACUUCUUUAAAACCUGGAUAUUACUAAUGAGAUUGUUAAUCGCUAGAAAAAUGAUGUGAUGAGGAAAAACGGUCCCUGGUUGACUGACAUCAGAAAAAAGUGCCAAGACGGCAGCAUUUAAAUCAUGUAAACCUAUUGUUAUGAAAAAAACCACUACUUAGAAAUUUCUUUCAAAAAGCUUCACUUGAAACAUUGUGUAUUUUUCCGUUUUGGAACUAGAAGCCUAACAAUAGUUUCUGUAAGUCUGUGUACACGUAAAUAUGCGACUGCGGUGGUUUAACCUUAUUACGCUCACCUUAGGUGCAGAAAAUGUUUACAGAAGCCAUGUUUCGUUCCACUAAUGUCAUCACAGUAUUUAUGUUAAACGCAUAUGCAUCAUCUUUAUUUUUCUUCUUUUUGAGCCUGGUUUUUACUGGAUAUUUUCAUUUUUGUCAUGUCUCCUUCCCCCGCUAAAUAAUCUAAAACAGUAAAGAAGGUGUUCAUUUCAGGUAUUCACUUAACGCUGCUUCAACGUGGAAACAUUGCAGUAAAGUUUCCUGCAGGCUUGGACGUGAGGCGACGUGUUUUUCCUCUGCUGUUUCUGCCAUGCUACUCUAACUUAUGUCCUCUCUGUGUAUGACAGGAAGUCAUGUAUUUUCCUGAAGGUUUUUUUCUUUGAAUAAACUUUAAAAGAAAUUUUAA